Molecule: messenger RNA, 1509 nt
Organism: Lachancea lanzarotensis
Lineage: Eukaryota; Fungi; Ascomycota; Saccharomycetes; Saccharomycetales; Saccharomycetaceae
Product: LALA0S07e05930g1_1
Exons: 1
Coding region: 1-1509 (502 amino acids)
Molecular function (GO): NADP binding; flavin adenine dinucleotide binding; N,N-dimethylaniline monooxygenase activity
Source: RefSeq, a predicted model, not a curated record
AUGAGGCCGUCUGGGAUUUUAUUGAGUGCAAUCGGGAAGCAAAUCAAAUCCAUUGCCGUCGUGGGAGCCGGUCCCGUAGGUGCAGGGCUCACCAAAGCAUUGUUGCAUGAAAACAAAUUUGCCAGCAUCAAGGUUUUUGAAAAACGCAACAGUUUUGGAGGCGUAUGGAACUAUACCAAGCCCAUGUUCAAGACCAAAAACAUCACAUCUUGUCCGGAAAUUCCAUGUCAGACACCACAUGCACGUAACCAGCCCCAUGUGCAUGAAGAACACGGACUAGUAUUCCAAACACCGGUGUACAAAUAUUUGGACACUAACGUGCCCAAAUAUUUGAUGGAAUACGAUAAUCAACCGUUCCCUGCAAACGCACCACUUUUCCCGCUGCGAGACCAGGUUUGGGACUAUGUGGUGGAAUACUCGAAGAAAAUAGAAGAUCUCGUGGUCUUCAAUCGUGAAGUGGUCAAACUGCGCUACAACGACGAGGAUCAGAAAUAUGCGUUGUCCACGACCGAUUUGCUGACGGGUCAAUCCGAAACAGAAGAAUUCGAUGCUGUGGCUAUCGCCACGGGAUUUUACGACCUGCCGUUUGUGCCAGAACGUCCCGGGCUGAAAGAAUGGCACGAAUUGUUCCCAACAUCCGUCAUGCACGCUAAGGACUUUGACUGCCCAGAGGAUUUCGAAAAUACUGAAGGCGCCAUCGUUAUCAUCGGUAACAGCGCCUCAGGGUCAGACUUAGCGUUCGAACUAGCCACGCAUUUGAAAAGACCCAUUUAUAAAUCGAAAAGGUCUGAAUCUGCACUUCCCGCUGGUUAUGACUCCAAUAUCCGCGAAGUGCCUGAUAUUCUUAGAUUCGACACCAGCACCAAGUCAAUUGAGCUAGUUAAUGGCUCUAGAAUUGAAAAUGUCGAAAAGGUAAUCUACUGUACUGGAUACUUGAAGUCGCUGCCGUUUUUGCCCAAAUCCUCAGAAGUUCAAUCCCAAGGCGAUUCCGUUUUGAGCGGUCUUAUCACAGAUGGAACACGUUUGCACAACUUAUAUAACCAUAUCGUGCCCUACCAUCUGCCCACAGUCGGUAUCUUAGGAUUGCCAAAGUAUGUGCUUCCCACAAGGUUGAGUGAAACUCAAGGCGCCUGGCUAGCAAGAGUAUGGAGUGGACGUAUCCAGCUGCCGUCUCUAGAGGUUAUGAAAUAUUACGACAACUGGUUUGUCGAGAACAACGGCGACACUGGGAAGUAUCACGACUUGAAUUUUCCUAUGGACGUACAGUAUUCGCAGAGACUCAAUACAGAAAUUCGCCGCGCAGGCAAUGGUGGCUAUUUUGGUGUAGAGUGGACGGGAGAUCAGAUAAAGCUUAGAAGCUCAAUCAAGCCUUUGAAAGAGGGCUAUCUUGCAUAUUUCAAAGACACUGGCAAUAGAGCAAUGACCGUGGAGGAGUUGAUCGAGAAGGGCUAUUUUGAAUGGCCCCUGGACGCUUUGACAGCUGUUCAGGUGCCACAAGUGGCUCCAUAA